CAGCUUAGGUGGCAGAGCCUCCCAGAUGGCUGAGACGGAUCUGAUGGCUCCAGGGCCACUACUCGGGGCCACUGCUCACCCGCUGGCCUCUCUCAGCCCAGACUCUGGGCCAGUCAGCCCAGCAGAAGAGGAGGACGUGGGCUCCCCGGAGAGGCCUGGCAGAGAGGCUGAGAGACAGGACAGUGGCUCUGUGGAGCAGGGGGCUCCUGGAGGCCAGGAUGAGGAGGACAUCCUGUGUGAUUUCUGUCUCGGAACCAGCAGGGUGAGGGCGGUGAAGUCCUGUCUGACCUGCCUGGUGAAUUACUGUGAGGAGCACUUGCGGCCACACCAGGAGUACAGCAAACUGCACAGCCACCAGCUGACUGAGCCAGCGCGGGACCACGACCUGCGUGCCUGCCCCACCCACCGGAGACCGCUAGCCACCUUCUGCUGCCAGGAUCAGCAGAGCAUCUGCCAGCAGUGUGGCCAGAAGGAGCACAGGGGCCACGCCAUGGUCUCCCUAGAGGCAGCACGCAGGGACAAAGAGGUUGAACUUCGGUGCACCCAGUUAGACCUAGAGCGGAAACUCAAGCUGAAUGAAAAUGCCAUUGCCAGGCUUCAAGCUAACCAUAAAUCCGUCCUGGUGUCGGUGUCAGAGGUAAAAGUGGUGGCUGAAGAGCAGUUUGGGGAACUCCUUGCGGCUGUGAGGAAGGCCCAGGCUGACGUGAUGCUCUUUUUGGAGGAGAAGGAACAGGCGGCCCUGAGCCAGGCCAACGGCAUCAAGACCCACCUGGAGUACAGGAGUGCAGAGAUGCAGAAGAGCAGGCAGGAGCUGGAGAGGGUGGCCGCCAUUGGCAACACCGUCCUGUUCCUGAAGGAGUACUGCAAGUUUAAGAGCACUGAAGACAGCAAUGCCUUCCCUAGUGUUUACAUAGGCCUGAAGGAUAAACUCUCUGGCAUUCGCAAGGUCAUCAUGGACUCCACUGUACACUUAAUCCAGCUGCUGGAGAACUACAAGGGAAGGCUCCAGGAAUUCGCUGAGGAAGAGGAGUAUGACAUCAGAACUCAAGUAUCUGCUGUUCAACGCAAGUAUUGGACUUCAAAACCUGAACCCAGAACCAGGGAACAGUUCCUCCAGUAUGCGCAUGACAUCACGUUUGACCCUGACACGGCGCACAGGUAUCUCCGGCUGCAGGAGGACAACCGCAAGGUCACCAACACCACACCCUGGGAGCAUCCCUACCAGGACCUCCCUAGUAGGUUCGUGCACUGGAGGCAGGUGCUGUCCCAGCAGAGUCUGUUCCUGCACAGGUACUAUUUUGAAGUGGAGAUCUCGGGGGCUGGCACCUACGUGGGCCUGACCUGCAAAGGCAUCGACAGGAAAGGGGAGGAGCGUAACAGCUGCAUUUCUGGAAACAACUUCUCCUGGAGCCUCCAGUGGAACGGGAAGGAGUUCACGGCCUGGCACAGUGACACAGAGACCCCGCUUAAAGCCAGCCCCUUCCGCAGGCUCGGCAUGUACGUGGACUUCCCCGGAGGGACCCUUUCCUUCUAUGGUGUAGAGUACGAUGCUAUGACUCUGGUUCACAGGUUUGACUGCAAGUUUUCAGAGCCAGUCUAUGUGGCCUUCUGGCUUUCCAAGAAGGAAAACACCAUCCGGAUUAUGGAUCUAGGAGAGGAGCUCGAGCAGCCAGCACUGUCCUCAGUAGAGGCAGCCGCCUAGACUCCAGGGUCCGUGUCCCAGACCCUUGCUAGCCACAACGAUGGGGAAAAGCUUGCAUUUUAAAGGUGACUUGCAGGCAGAAACAUCUGCCAGCGGUAGAUGGCUUUAGAAAUCACAUUGGAUCUGUGAAGAGAAGGUUUUCUGGCUGCUCUUUCUUCUUUUCUUUUUUUGCUUCAUGCAGCGCUGUUCUCUACAUGUUUGUACUAAAUCUUAGUGAUAUUCUCCUGUCUGCUCAGGUGAACAUCACACUGUGCCCAGAAAUAAUAAAAAGAUUACAGAGUCAUCACAACAAAUCGCUAAUUGUGUGUCACCCAUGUGCCAGAUGCUGUGCUGAGAGCUUCUCCUGCUCUAACUCACUCGGUCCACACAACAGACCCCCAGAAUAGAUGUUUCCAUCAUCCCCCCCUUUGCAGAUGGAGAAACCGUGGUGCAGGGUGGUUCAGGGCAAUCCAGGGUUGUUAGCAAACUUACUCAAGGUCACUUCUGUCACAUGGUGAGGGAGCAACAGAGCUGGGAUUCAAAUUAGGGCAGACUAGUAAACUUUUAAACUAGUACACUAAACUUUUACGUUUAGUGCCAUCUUGCCUUUCUCAGGAGGUGAUGAACUUUUUGCAUUAGGGAAUAAACUACAAGAUGAACUAGGCAGUGGAGAAAGAACAUGUUAAUCCACCUCUUAGAGUUUGCAAAUCUCUGCACGCACUGUGUCUGGCUCAGUGCUGGCUGAGAGCUCACUGCCUCAUGUGGCUAUUCAUUCUGUUUGGGACAGCGAGGAUUAGAAAUGUCAACACAAUUUGAAACUUAGUUCCUGUGAUCUCUGGAGAAGGGUCUCUCUGAAGUCACCUGGAUUGUGUGGACUUGUCUGAUUUCUCAUUCAAAGAACAGUUCUUCGAGUGUCUCAGGACGGCUCGCACAUAGCCGCAGGGAGCUAUUCCUGUUUUCUUUUUUUUAUUUUUAUUUUAAUUUAUUUUUCUUGAAAUAAUUUUUUUAUUGUUAAAUCAUAGCUGUGUUCAUUAGUGCAAUCAAGGGGUACAAUGUGCUGAUUUCAUAUACAAUCUGAAAUAUUCUCAUCAAACUGUUCAAUGUAGCCUUCAUGGCAUUUUCUUAGUUACUGUAUGUAGGCAUUUGUAUUCUGCAUUUAGUAAGUUUCACCUCUACCCAUUCUAAGAUGCACUGUAGGUGUGGCCCUACCCAUUACCCUCCCUCCACCCUAACCUCCGACCUCCCUUCCCCUUACUUGGCCCUUUCCCCAUAGUCUUGUGUUAUAGUUGGGUUAUAGCCUUCAUGUGAAAGCUAUAAUUUAGCUUCAUGGUAGGGCUGAGUAAAUUGGAUACUUUUUCUUCCAUUCCUGAGAUACUUUGCUAAGAAGAAUAUGUUCCAGCUCCAUCCAUGUAAACAUGAAAGAGAUAAAGUCUCCAUCUUUCUUUAAGGCUGCAUAAUAUUCCAUGGUAUACAUGUACCACAAUUUGCUAGUCCAUUCGUGGGUCGAUGAGCACUUGGGCUUCUUCCAUGACUUAGCGAUUAUGAAUUGGGCAGCAAUAAACAUUCUGGUACAGA
This is a messenger RNA of Nycticebus coucang (slow loris), 3256 nucleotides long. RefSeq names its product tripartite motif containing 16 (gene TRIM16). The transcript has 6 exons. The coding region runs from base 26 to 1702 and encodes 558 amino acids. Gene Ontology annotation, molecular function: zinc ion binding; protein binding. The record is from RefSeq and is a predicted model, not a curated record. NCBI's taxonomy places the organism in Eukaryota, Metazoa, Chordata, Mammalia, Primates, Lorisidae.